Thyridium curvatum is the source of this 1005-nucleotide messenger RNA. RefSeq lists its product as uncharacterized. Gene Ontology annotation, biological process: proteolysis. Lineage: Eukaryota; Fungi; Ascomycota; Sordariomycetes; Thyridiales; Thyridiaceae. The transcript has a single exon. The record is from RefSeq and is a predicted model, not a curated record. Gene Ontology annotation, molecular function: metallodipeptidase activity. Bases 1 to 1005 code for a protein of 334 amino acids.
AUGGUGUCAGAGUCUGAAGCCCGCGAGAUCUACGCCUCGGCGAUUCACUUCGACGGGCUGAACAUUUGCAACUGGUCUCGCGACAUCUUUGAGGCAUGGCAUAAGGGUGGUAUCACCGGCGUGUCGUGCACCUGUGGACUCUGGGAGGGUUUCCGGGAUAGCAUCGCCAAUGUCGUCCAGUGGAAGAAGUGGUUCGAGGAGCACUCGGACUUGAUCGUACAAGCGCACACUGUCGCCGACAUCCGGGCGGCAAAGAAGGCAGGAAAGACGGCCGUCCUGCUCUCAUGGCAAAACACGGCGGGUAUCGAGGACAAGCUGGACUACCUCCGCGUCUUCAGGGACCUCGGCGUCAAGAAGAUGCAGCUCACGUACAAUACCCAAAAUUACUCCGGAGCAGGCUACACCGAGAUCAACGACUCGGGCCUCACGGGUUUCGGCCGAGAGGUUGUCGAUGAAAUGGCCAAGCUGGGCAUGGUUGUCGAUCUGAGCCAUGUCGGCUACAAGACCUCGGAGGAUGUCAUCAAGUACGCGCCCGAGGGCAAGCCCCCUUGCUUCUCUCACGUGCUGCCGUGCGGCCUCAAGGAUCACCCCCGAAACAAGCCUGACGAGCUUAUCAAGCUGCUGGGCUCUCGUGGUGGCUUUGUCGGACUAUCCCAGUUCGGCCCGCACAUGGCAAAGGGCAACGACAGCACCAUUGACGACUACGUCGACGCCCUUGACCAUGUUAUUGGUCUCAUUGGAGAGGAUCUGGUUGGUAUCGGCUCUGACGCCAGCGAGGGACACGGACGGCCCAGCGAGUUCAUGGCGUGGUGCAACAAGGACAAGGGCUACGCCCGACAACUGACUCCUUGGGGCAGCCAGAAGGUCAUCAAGCCUUUGGGACCCCUGGCAGAAAGAGCUGAACUCGCUUGCGCCAUGGCUAGGAAGGGCUGGAGCGAGGAGAAGAUGCGUAAGGUACUGGGCGAGAACUGGCUGCGCUAUCUCGAGAAGAUCAUUGGCUCAUAG